This is a messenger RNA of Trichosurus vulpecula (common brushtail), 3495 nucleotides long. It is a transcript of the gene EHD1, whose product is annotated as EH domain containing 1. Bases 291 to 1895 code for a protein of 534 amino acids. The transcript is spliced from 5 exons. The record is from RefSeq and is a predicted model, not a curated record. NCBI's taxonomy places the organism in Eukaryota, Metazoa, Chordata, Mammalia, Diprotodontia, Phalangeridae. Gene Ontology annotation, biological process: clathrin-dependent synaptic vesicle endocytosis; endosomal transport. Gene Ontology annotation, cellular component: intracellular vesicle; cytoplasm; presynaptic membrane. Gene Ontology annotation, molecular function: protein binding; molecular adaptor activity; GTP binding.
GGGCGGGCGCGCGCCGAAGCGCGCGGGCGGCUUCGGCUCCGCCCCCGUUCGAAGCCGCCUAUAAAAGCCGCGGCCGGGAGAAGCGCGCUCCCAUUCGGCGGCAGGGGCGGGCCGGGCCGGGCCGUUGUGUGUGUGUGUGCGUGUGCGCCUGCGCUGCGGAGGGGGCGCGGUAGGGGCCAGAGCCGUAGCCGCCGCCGCAGCCGCCGCUCCUCCCGCUCCUCCCGCUCCUCCCGCCGCCCCGCCUCACGGGCCCGCUUCCCCGCGCAGCGUCGGCCGCCGGCCUCGUCACCAUGUUCAGCUGGGUGAACAAGGAUGCGCGGCGCAAGAAGGAGCCCGAGCUCUUCCAGACCGUGGCCGAGGGGCUGCGGCAGCUGUACGCGCAGAAGCUGCUGCCGCUCGAGGAGCACUACCGCUUCCACGACUUCCACUCGCCGGCGCUCGAGGACGCCGACUUCGACAACAAGCCCAUGGUGCUGCUGGUGGGCCAGUACAGCACGGGCAAGACCACGUUCAUCCGGCACCUCAUCGAGCAGGACUUCCCCGGCAUGCGCAUCGGGCCCGAGCCCACCACCGACUCCUUCAUCGCCGUCAUGCACGGCGCGGCCGAGGGCGUGGUGCCGGGCAACGCGCUCGUCGUGGACCCGCGCCGGCCCUUCCGCAAGCUCAACGCCUUCGGCAACGCCUUCCUUAACCGGUUCAUGUGUGCCCAGCUGCCUAACCCCGUCCUGGAGAGCAUCAGCAUCAUUGACACCCCAGGAAUUCUCUCUGGAGAAAAACAGCGUAUCAGUAGAGGUUACGACUUUGCGGCCGUCCUCGAGUGGUUUGCUGAGCGAGUGGACCGCAUCAUCCUGCUCUUCGAUGCCCACAAGCUUGACAUCUCAGAUGAGUUCUCUGAGGUGAUCAAGGCCUUGAAGAACCACGAAGAUAAGAUCCGUGUGGUGCUGAACAAGGCGGACCAGAUCGAGACACAGCAGCUGAUGCGAGUCUAUGGGGCGCUCAUGUGGUCCCUGGGCAAGAUCAUCAACACCCCCGAGGUGGUGAGGGUGUACAUCGGGUCCUUCUGGUCCCACCCCCUGCUCAUCCCAGACAACCGGAAGCUCUUUGAAGCUGAGGAGCAGGACCUGUUCAAGGACAUUCAGUCUCUGCCCCGAAACGCCGCCCUCAGGAAGCUCAAUGACCUGAUUAAGCGUGCCCGGCUGGCCAAGGUCCAUGCGUACAUCAUCAGCUCCCUCAAGAAGGAGAUGCCCAACAUGUUUGGGAAAGAGAGCAAGAAGAAGGAGCUGGUCAACAACCUGGGGGACAUCUAUCAGAAAAUCGAGCGGGAACACCAGAUCUCUCCUGGGGAUUUCCCAAAUCUUCGGAAGAUGCAGGAAUUGCUUCAGACUCAGGACUUCAGUAAAUUCCAGGCCCUGAAGCCAAAGCUCCUGGACACCGUGGAUGACAUGUUGUCCAAAGACAUCGCUCGGUUGAUGGUGAUGGUGCGCCAGGAGGAGUCCCUCAUGCCCUCACAGGCUGUGAAGGGCGGCGCCUUCGAUGGCACCAUGAACGGGCCCUUUGGCCAUGGCUAUGGGGAAGGCGCUGGAGAGGGCAUUGAUGAUGUGGAGUGGGUGGUGGGCAAGGACAAGCCCACCUACGAUGAGAUCUUCUACACCCUGUCUCCUGUCAAUGGCAAGAUUACUGGUGCCAAUGCCAAGAAAGAAAUGGUAAAAUCCAAGCUACCCAACACGGUCCUGGGGAAGAUCUGGAAGCUGGCCGACGUAGACAAAGACGGGCUGCUGGACGACGAGGAGUUUGCCCUGGCCAACCACCUGAUCAAGGUCAAGUUGGAAGGGCAUGAGCUUCCUGCUGACCUGCCCCCACACCUGAUCCCUCCCUCCAAACGGAGGCAUGAGUGACACAGGAGGGGUGUUGCCCGCUCUUACCCCUCAGUGUUUCUUAGCUGAAUCCGAAGCUUUGGGGGAGGGGAAGGGGAUUCCAUUCUCAGCGCUCCCUUGCCAUGUCUAUUCCAUAAAGACCUGACUAACAGAUGGGUUUUUGCAGCUCUCGAAAAGGAAAACCACCAUUUAAAAAACAUUUAUUCCAAGCCUGGUGGGGAGACAGAGGCAGCACUUGUCAAUGUUGGAAUUUUGUGCACAAGAACUACGGAUAUUUUUAAUAUAUGAAGUUAGAGGCAGUAUUCUUUCUUGCUCCCUACCUACCCUGUGUGUGCAUCCCACCCGCACCCCUACGGAGCCCAACAGAAGAGACCCUGCCAGGCUCCCUCCCUCUGGCUGUUUAUACAGUUCACCCAAAGAGCCAGACCCCAGGGCCUAUGGAGGUAGCUUCCUUUUCCCCCCCUCUGGCCCAGAGUCCUUUCCUGAGGCUGUUGGUCUGAGCCUCCUCUAGGCCAGCCGUGACCACGGGUCAGACACCAGCGAGUUGGGGGGGAUGGGAUGUCUUGUCCUGUGCAGCAGACCUCUGUGGGCACAUGAACAGGCCACCCCUCCCUCUCAGUCCUUGAAUCCACGUGGUACUCGUGCCUUGGCCCCAACGAUGGCCCCCCCACUCAGGCACUAUGGAUUCUUUCCUUUCUUCCCCAGACACCUCACCUGUAUCACACCAGCUUAGAUGCUCCAGGAGCUUCCACCCCACCCUUGGAGGUCCCAGGAGCCCCUGGGUUAUGUCUUCCGAAGAAAAGCAACUAGGGUUGUUUGUUUUUUUUUUUUUUAAUAUACUUGACUUCCAAUUCCUGGAAGUUUCUGGCCACUUUGAGGACAGCUGUGUUCUUGACUCUCUUUCCACAAGCACCACCCUUUGUGAGAACAGCUGUGGCAUCUGGGAAGUCACUGACGGCCCUGUUCUUCAGCUUCAGACCCUUUGAGUGAAGAUGGUACCUCCCCUGGGCCCUCGCCACCCCAAGUGUCCGCUCCUUGGUAUUUGAGAGAGGGCGCAUCGGCAGUGUGCGCUGGGGCACCGGUGCCAGGGCUUCAGGGCAUUGAGGUGGGGCCUGUGCCCGCUCUCCCAUUUUGUUGGGUAGACCGAGGAUUGUCUUUGAGGUGCUGGGCAGGACUAGACAGGAUGGCUUCCCAUCCUUCAGAGGCCCUUUCCCUCGUCCUGUGCCUGUACAUAGGAGGUGAGGGCCUUGGGAGCCUCAAAGGGGUGGCCAUGACCUCCUGAGUCACAGUGGCCCUGAGCUCUCAGGAUCCUGUUCAGAAAGGACAAACUGGCCCCUGCCCAGGCUGGACCUCAGGGAAUUCUCCACCCUGCCCUGCCCAGCCACUUGUCCUCUGUAGAUCCCUGCCUUCUGCCGGGUAUAGAACCUCCAGAACAUGGUGGCAGUGUGAGUUCCAGCUGAACUGGCCACCUCAUUCCAUAAGAUUGUGUGGGCAGAGACUGCUGGGGGGGGGGGGGCAGCGCUCACCUCAUAUUAAAAGGGUCUUAUUUAUACUCACGUGGAAAACCUGAAAAAAAUGAAGAUUUUUUUUCUUGCAUUAAAAAAAGAAAAAUAGUGCGUAA